This is a messenger RNA of Ilex paraguariensis (yerba mate), 187 nucleotides long. Lineage: Eukaryota; Viridiplantae; Streptophyta; Magnoliopsida; Aquifoliales; Aquifoliaceae. The record is from the annotation of a GenBank genome assembly.
AUUCAGCUACAGAAGUUCUCAUCAGGCAUCAAAAGAGCAAACAAACUCUAGUAGAAAGAUGUUGGCUUUGAUGGGCUUGAUUAGGGACCGCCUUUCCACUGAAUCAAGACCCAUGUUGGAUGCUCAUCCCGCUCCUUCGAUAUACAAACUGCAGCCUGUGUUCAUUCAGGAAGAGGACUUGCAGUAA